UUCACACAGGCUCAGCAACACUGGAGUUUUUAUUGGACAACUGGUCUGAAUCUCGAUGUCUGCUGUGAUAUUCAGCUGGUAAAGUCAGGAUUGGCAUAAAUAUGAAAGCAUGGCUCCAACCCGUCUAGUGUGAAGGGUUGAGAGUGGUGGUGAUGUAAUGGUAAGGGUUUUUUUCACUUUGAGACCCUUAUUUCUACCGAGGAUCAUUUCGUCACCGCAUUGUUGGUCACCAUGACAAUCCCUUAUCACAGUGCACCCAUCUCUGUUCUGCCCUUUCUGUUUUGUUUCCCUGUAAAUCAUGUCUAAAAAAGUACAGUCAACUAAAAUUAGACUGAUUUCUGCCUGGUAAUCCUGUCAGCAGCUGUUUCCCAGCUGUUCAUCCCCCACUUAGUGGAUAAACCUGUUUGGUCAGGUAUCAAGGGGUUGUUUUGAUCAACCUCCAAACGAUCAUUUGACGAGCAUAUGACGCAUAUGGGGGUUUCCAAAACAGCGCCCCUACAGGUGGCAGGACGCAACUCCACAUGAUAUCGUCAGAUGGCAAAUAAACAGCAUUUCACUUUAAAGGGCUCUUUGCUCGGCAUGCCAACGAAUUUUAAACGUAUUUCGUGAUAUCUAACGCAAUUUGUUCUCCACAGAGUCCACAGUGUGAUGUGUGUGCCCGCACACAUAACCAACAGUAUUACCUUUAAAACACAAAUGAAUAACUAUUGUUGCCAUUACUGAAGUCACUUCUUUGAUUACUGAAGUCACUUCUUUGUUUCCCAGUUCAGCACAGAAUUAUUUUUAAAAUCCUUCAGUGGUUUUGACCCCCAAUACAUCUAUUAUAGGCCUACCCAGGUGACCAGAUGCCCCUCUUUAUGUGGGUUUGUACAGCAUUUCUAUUCCUUGUCCCACUUUUUGAGACAAUGUCCCGCACUUAGACUGACUCCACAGGCCAGGCAUUUUUCUUAAGUCUAGAUUUUGUGAAGGAAAGGCUUUUUAAUUACAGCAUUAGAGCCAAGUCAUGCUUAGACAAUAGAAACUGAAAGUUGUUAUGGCAGAGAGGGAAAACGAACCUUAGGUGAGUGUGAGGGUGUGGAUCAGCUGAGGCAGAGUGUAUAUAAAGGCUGAGCCCUUCAACUUAGCUGCUGCUCGAGCAUCAUUUACGUUUCCACGUUUGAAGACUUGAAGUGAAAACGUCAUCACAAGACUACAACCAACAUGGAUAUAACUAUUAACAUGCUGGGUGAGUCCCACACUCUGACCGUGAACCCAGAGGACACAGUUGGCUCUCUGAAAAUAAAAAUCUACAAGAAACUGGAAGUCAACCCUCAGACGCAGAAACUGGUUUUCAUAAACGGCCAGAAGACCCCUCUCAACGAUGACUCCAAACCCAUCAGCUACUACGGCUUACAGCACGGCUCCCGGGUGUCCCUGCUGGUCACCGAGCCUCCUCCGCCUGCUCCCAUCCAGGUGUUCCUCAGAAAUGAAAAGGGACACUCCAGCACCUAUGACAUCAGGCUCGACGAGACUGUGAGCAACUUCAAGAACAGAGUCGAGGGGAGAGAGAGGGUGCCAGCGAGCCAGCAGAGGCUCAUUCAUGAAGGCCGGGAGAUGCAGGGUGGCAAACUGGAGGACUACAACGUCAGAAACCACAGCACCAUCUACAUGUUUUUCCGUCUGAGAGGAGGCUGAGGACACUUUAACAUGAUUCAUACACCAGAAAAAAAAUGUAUACUAUAGAAUCUUAAUAAGUUUGACUAAUCUUGUAUUUAUUUUUUUAUUCACUGUUCUCAUUAUGUGUUGUGUAACAAGUUAGCAAAUCUGUGUUUUCAUUUGGCACAACGAACAACUGUAAUUCAUACAAAUCAGCAUUUUAUGGACUCUGUCAUGACAAAUACAUGUUACCUGCACUGAUUACAGAGA
Molecule: messenger RNA, 1905 nt
Organism: Maylandia zebra (zebra mbuna)
Lineage: Eukaryota; Metazoa; Chordata; Actinopteri; Cichliformes; Cichlidae
Product: polyubiquitin-like
Biological process (GO): proteasome-mediated ubiquitin-dependent protein catabolic process
Cellular component (GO): nucleoplasm; cytosol
Molecular function (GO): proteasome binding; polyubiquitin modification-dependent protein binding; ubiquitin binding
Source: RefSeq, a predicted model, not a curated record